Molecule: messenger RNA, 777 nt
Organism: Quercus lobata
Lineage: Eukaryota; Viridiplantae; Streptophyta; Magnoliopsida; Fagales; Fagaceae
Exons: 2
Coding region: 1-777 (258 amino acids)
Molecular function (GO): nucleic acid binding; RNA-DNA hybrid ribonuclease activity
Source: RefSeq, a predicted model, not a curated record
AUGACUGCCAUAUUUCAUGACAUGAUGCACCGAGAACUAAAGAACUAUGUGGACGACAUACUAGUGAAAUCGAGAAGGCAAGAAGAUCAUGUCAAGGUGUUAAGAAAGGUAUUCGAAAGAUGUAGACUUUUCAUGCUAAGAAUGAACCCAUUGAAAUGCGCCUUUGGAGUGUCUGUUGGGAAAUUUUUGGGAUUUCUGGUCCACAACAGAGGGAUAGGCAUGGACCCAGCCAAGGCAGUGGCAAUAGCAACCAUAAAGCCACCAGCCAUAGUCAAAGGGUUGAAAAUUUUCCUAGGAAAAGUCUCCCAUAUUAGGAGGUUUAUCCCUGGAGAAAAGGAGUUCCCGCUAGACGAUGAGGUACUAGGAGAAGUAGCUAUGGCAGAAGUGACCAAAGAACAGUGGAUCAUGAAGUUUGAUGGUUCCUCUACGACAAACUCAGGAGGCACGGGAGUGGUCCUUUAUCACAAUGGUGAAGAGAUCGUGGAACUCUCAUUCAAGUUGGAAUUUCCAUGUUCAAACAAUAUAGUGGAAUAUGAGACCUACUUAACAGGGUUGGCAACAGCCCUCGAAAUGGGAAUCAAACACCUAAAGGUGAUAGGCAACUCCAAUUUGGUAGUCUGCCAGGCUAAGGGGAGUUUUUCUUUAAAGGAGCCAAGUCUAGCCACGUAUAGGACACUAGCCCAAAGGAUGGAGGAAAAUUUUUGUACAUUUGAAAUAGAGCACACUUAUAGGAGUGAGAAUCGAUAUGCGGAUGCAUUGGCCGCAAUGGGCUCAUAA